GAUAUCCGUAAGGCCAGAGCCGCCUUUCUAAAGCUGAAAUUUUUAAUACCCACUGAAACGCAUACACCGCUCAACACUGUAACAAAUGGGACGCCCAUAUACUUCAUGCCACCCAUUUUGGUGUCAUUUGGUGCUAUGGAAGAGUUGGCCCAAAGGAUUAACCGACCGGUGAUUGGUCUGAAUUGGACCCGUGAGGUGAGCGCACUGACCACUAUGAAAGAGGUGACCGCUUAUUACGUGAAGCUACUNACCCGUGAGGUGAGCGCACUGACCACUAUGAAAGAGGUGACCGCUUAUUACGUGAAGCUACUGAAAACGCUUGAGCCGAAAGGCAAGUGCGAUGUAUUGGGCUAUUUCGACGGCGCCAUCAUUUGCUCAAAGUAUUUGCUGAAGGGAAUGGUUGGGCGGGCGGUCAUCAUCGACGUGAUUAACGACACCCGCUUUCGGGACGAGUAUAUGACCGACGAGUAUAUACUCGAAUAUUUGCUAUCAUUCCUCUCCAACGCCAUUCCCGACUCGUUUAGAGAGAAAAUACUGCGCGACCUGAAGAAGGAGCAGGGAAUGAGUGGUAAGAUCAAGUUCAUUAUCAACGAGUUGGGCGACUUCGCCGGCAAAGGUCUGGUCGCCACUGAUAUGGAAGAGAUCUUUGAAGUGAUGAUAAACAGAAUUCAUAUGCUUUCCAAAUACCGAAUGGAAAAGAAGAAGAAGUUGUCCAACAAAUGGAAGACAACGAUCGGUAAGAAGUGGUCCAAAAAGACGGGUAAACUCGUCGUCAUUAAGCCGUUUCAGUUUGAAUUGUGCGAAGACGUCGACGAGACUAUGGAGAGGGCACGCGAGACUUAUUUUCUACCUGGAUCAAAUGAUGGCAAUGACAACAUCAUCACGGAGGCAAUCGACAACCACACCAACUCAAUAGACAUCGCUCACGCCAUAAUUGCCGACAAAAUUGUGGACGCAUUUAUAUAAUCAGACGCUUUCUUUUAGCAAUCAAUACAAAUGCUGUAACUGUUAUAUCGGA
Medioppia subpectinata is the source of this 1018-nucleotide messenger RNA. Lineage: Eukaryota; Metazoa; Arthropoda; Arachnida; Sarcoptiformes; Oppiidae. The record is from the annotation of a GenBank genome assembly.